AUGGAAACCUUCAAAUUCAUUUUCUUUGUGAGCGUUUCAGUGGCGCUACUUCUGUCGACAACACUGGCGUUCUCAAAGUACAGAUCCAAAAUUCCUAAUGGAUACAGGGUCUAUGAUCCAUGCAGCCCUCGCAAGAUGGUGUACGGGGUGGGUCAUGUGGACCCAAAUGGAAGUGGGAAAAGAAAUCCAUUUGGUGAUUUAUUCGCCUCAGAAGGCUAUAAGUGGGACAACAAGACAUGUCGAGCUGAUUCCGACGGAGAUGGGUUGACUAACGGCGAGGAGCUAGGUGACCCAUACUGUAUCUGGAAAGUUGGAGACACUCCAACGCGAAAGACGAAUAUAACGAGCCCAGGUAUCAGCAAUAAAUGCUACUCUAAGUGA
Molecule: messenger RNA, 381 nt
Organism: Candidula unifasciata
Lineage: Eukaryota; Metazoa; Mollusca; Gastropoda; Stylommatophora; Geomitridae
Source: the annotation of a GenBank genome assembly